Trypanosoma grayi is the source of this 1332-nucleotide messenger RNA. RefSeq lists its product as hypothetical. Bases 1 to 1332 code for a protein of 443 amino acids. The transcript has a single exon. The record is from RefSeq and is a predicted model, not a curated record. NCBI's taxonomy places the organism in Eukaryota, Euglenozoa, Kinetoplastea, Trypanosomatida, Trypanosomatidae.
AUGCUGGCGGCGCGUCACGUGCUGUCCGCUGUUGCCCUCCUGCUGCUGUGCGGGAUUGUGCAAGCCGCUGAUGCGUCAACGAAGAGCAGUACGAAUGGUGCGGAAGAUGCUCUUCUGAAGCUGAAGCAAGUUGAAGAUGGUGCAAGUUAUACGAUGAAUGGAGCAACGCUAAUUGGUGAGAACGCAAAUAUAAGUGCUGAGUAUGUCAUAAAGGCACUGGAGGCUCUGAGGGCUGCAAAGGAGGCGGCUGAUGCUCUUCAAAGCGCAGUUGAAGCGGGUGUUGAUAAAAUCAAUGCUACCUUGGCUCAUGAAAGGGCGGGGGAAGCGGUAAAAAGAUAUAAGAACGCAAAUGCUUUGCUUCCUAGAGCGGCAGAUAAUUCCUACCAGACAGAGAAGGCGGCGAUCGCAGCAUGCCAGAGCGCGAAUAUGACAAAUGAGAAAGCCAAAGGACAGAUAUUGCCUACAGAUGCUUCACUCUCCGAGAAGAUGCGGGCGGUGUCGCAAUGCGCAGACACCACAUUGGCAGAAUUGUUGGCGGUAAAGAAUAAUAUCCGCUCUUCGGUGGAUCUCUUAUUGGCGGCUUGGGAGAGUACAGAAAAAGGAGUGUCACAAGCUGAGAAAGCACGGGAUCACGCUGGCGUCUUGGCGGACAUCAUAAGCGACGACAUGAAAGAAUGGCCUACAGAUGCCAGUGAGGAGAAAUUAAAGCAGUUUGCUCUAGAUGCGGCACGGAGCGCAGACGAUGCACUGAAAAAAACCCAAGAGGUGGCGAAGAAAAAGGAUAUAGAUCUACUGGAGAAGGCGAAGGAAGCCGUUAAAGCGGCUCAGCGAACCUUGGAGGCUGUAGAAGCCGCACGAAGAGUUGCCCAAGAAGCUUCGAAGCCAACCAACACCAAACUUGUGAAGCCACAGACUAUUCAGGGAAGCACUCAACCACCCUUGCAGGAUAAACAAGAAGCCAACGGGGAGGCUGCCACGGACGCAUUGAAUGAAGGGCCUGAAGAGAGCGUUGAGGUUCCUGUGCCGUCAAAUGGAGGACAUGAGGCAGAACGGCGUCGAGACGAGCCAGACGGUCUGCAGGCGGCGAAGCAAACGACUGUGCUCCCUGCAAGUGAGCCCGCUGACAUCGCCGUAACGUCUAAUGAACACACUGGGGAGAAAUCCUCUGCAGUCAAUGAUAAGGAUGAUGCUCCUCUGCUUCCAUCGAGCAGUGUUGUGAGUGCCGUGAUGGGUGGGAGUGGCAGCACAGACGGCAGCGGCACAACAGGGUGGAUGCGUGCGCCGCCGCUGCUGUUGGUGAUUGGGGCGUUGAUUGGCUGCUCGGUUUUGUGA